Sorex araneus (European shrew) is the source of this 4989-nucleotide messenger RNA. It is a transcript of the gene AREL1, whose product is annotated as apoptosis resistant E3 ubiquitin protein ligase 1. The record is from RefSeq and is a predicted model, not a curated record. The transcript has 20 exons. Gene Ontology annotation, biological process: negative regulation of apoptotic process; proteasome-mediated ubiquitin-dependent protein catabolic process; protein polyubiquitination. Gene Ontology annotation, molecular function: ubiquitin-protein transferase activity. Bases 451 to 2922 code for a protein of 823 amino acids. Lineage: Eukaryota; Metazoa; Chordata; Mammalia; Eulipotyphla; Soricidae.
GGGCCAGCCCGGAAGCGGAAGCCGCGCGGGGAAACGGAAAAGCCCGGAGCCGGUUCCCAGCGCGGGCGUCCCGCUCCCCGGGCAGCGGCGCCCUCCACCCCAGCCCGGGUAGCCAAACAGAUACAACCUUCGGUAAUUAAUUGCAUCCGGCACAAGAGAUGAUAUAUUUGAGAUGAUCUAUUUGCCGGCUCGAUUUCUCCACGGUGGAAGUCAUCCAGUUCCUUCCAGAAACAGUUCCUUGCUUCCGUGACUCACCCGAAGUGAAGGUCUGAUGGACAGACAUUUUCCGUCAACAUUGCGGCUGUUUUCUUUUAUGUGGAAGGUGGGAGACAAGGCCACCCAUUACCUGCUUUGGUGACUAGCACUGUGCCACUCCGUUCUCGGAACAUGGGCCCUCGUUUAAAGCUGCAGCUGUGAUCCUCGGCUGUCUGUGGGCUUCGAAGGGACCUGAUGUUUUACGUUAUUGGCGGAAUCACAGUGUCUGUGGUUGCAUUCUUCUUCACAAUUAAGUUCCUCUUUGAGCUCGCCGCCCGCGUAGUCAGCUUCCUCCAGAAUGAGGACCGUGAGCGGCGAGGGGACCGGACUAUCUAUGACUACGUGCGGGGAAAUUACCUGGAUCCCCGGUCAUGCAAAGUCUCCUGGGAUUGGAAGGACCCCUAUGAGGUGGGCCACAGCAUGGCCUUCCGAGUGCAUUUAUUCUACAAGAACGGGCAGCCUUUCCCCGCACAUCGGCCCGUGGGACUGAGAGUUCACAUCUCUCACGUGGAGCUGGCAGUGGAAAUCCCAGUGACCCAGGAAGUCCUCCAGGACCCCAGUUCCAACGUGGUCAAGGUGGCCUUCACUGUCCGCAGGGCCGGGCGCUACGAGAUCUCUGUGAAGCUUGGCGGGCUGAAUGUGGCCUAUAGUCCCUACUACAAGAUCUUCCAGCCUGGCGUGGUGGUUCCUUCCAAAACCAAAAUAGUGUGCCAUUUUUCUACUCUUGUGUUGACCUGUGGGCAGCCACACACCCUUCAAAUAGUGCCCCGAGAUGAGUAUGACAACCCUACCAACAAUUCCACGUCUCUGAGAGAUGAGCUCAGUUACAGCCUCGCCAUUCAUGAGCUUGGUCCUCAAGAAGAAGAGAGCGCCGGUGUCCCCUUUGAGAAGUCGGUGUCGUCCAACAGGCAGACGUGCCAGGUGUUCUUGAGACUCACCCUCCACUCUCGUGGGUGCUUCCAUGCCUGCAUUUCAUACCAAAACCAGCCCAUCAAUAAUGGCGAAUUUGACAUCAUUGUGCUAAGUGAGAGCGAGAAGAAUAUUGUCGAACGAAACGUGUCCACCUCGGGAGUGAGCAUUUACUUCGAGGCUUACCUUUACAAUGCCAACAACUGCGCCAGCACGCCCUGGCACCUGCCCCCCAUGCACACGAGCUCCUUCCAGCGCCGGCCUUCCACGGCCAUCGAGGAGGAAGAGGAAGACUCUCCCUCCGAGUGUCAUACCCCCGAGAAGGUGAAGAAACCCAAGAAGGUCUACUGCUAUGUGUCACCAAAGCAAUUCUCAGUGAAGGAAUUCUACCUGAAAAUCAUCCCCUGGCGCCUGUACACCUUCCGGGUAUGCCCCGGAACAAAAUUUUCCUAUCUUGGCCCUGACCCUGUCCAUAAACUCCUCACGCUGGUGGUGGAUGAUGGCAUUCAGCCUCCUGUGGAGCUCAGCUGUAAGGAGAGGAAUAUUCUAGCAGCCACUUUCAUCCGCUCUCUCCAUAAGAACAUCGGAGGCUCUGAGACCUUUCAGGACAAGGUGAACUUUUUCCAGAGAGAGCUUCGACAGGUACAUAUGAAAAGGCCACAUUCCAAGGUCACUCUGAAGGUCAGCAGACACGCCUUGUUGGAAUCGUCUCUGAAAGCCACUCGGAAUUUCUCCAUCGCAGAUUGGAGCAAGAACUUUGAAGUGGUUUUCCAGGAUGAGGAAGCGCUCGACUGGGGAGGGCCUCGUCGGGAGUGGUUUGAGCUGAUCUGCAAAGCACUAUUUGAUACCACCAAUCAGCUCUUCACCCGGUUCAGUGACAACAACCAAGCAUUAGUGCACCCCAACCCCAGUCGCCCCGCCCACCUGCGCUUGAAGAUGUAUGACUUUGCGGGGCGGCUGGUGGGCAAGUGUCUUUAUGAAUCCUCCCUCGGAGGAGUCUAUAAGCAGUUGGUUCGAGCUCGAUUCACCCGCUCUUUCUUGGCCCAGAUCAUAGGCUUACGUAUGCAUUACAAGUACUUUGAAACAGAUGACCCAGAAUUCUACAAAUCUAAAGUUUGUUUCAUCCUCAACAAUGACAUGAGUGAGAUGGAGCUGGUCUUUGCAGAAGAGAAAUACAACAGAUCCGGUCAAUUGGAUAAGGUGGUAGAACUCAUGACAGGUGGCGCACAAACUCCAGUAACCAACGCAAACAAAAUCUUCUAUCUAAAUUUACUGGCCCAGUACCGGCUGGCCAGCCAAGUCAAAGAGGAGGUUGAGCAUUUCCUGAAAGGCCUGAAUGAGUUGGUUCCUGAGAAUCUUUUGGCUAUUUUUGAUGAAAAUGAACUUGAGCUGCUCAUGUGCGGGACCGGGGACAUCAGUGUGUCUGACUUCAAAGCCCAUGCAGUGGUCGUUGGCGGCUCGUGGCAUUUCAGAGAAAAGGUCAUGAGGUGGUUUUGGACCGUGGUCUCCAGCUUGACCCAGGAGGAGCUGGCUCGGCUGCUCCAGUUCACGACGGGCUCCUCUCAGCUGCCCCCCGGGGGCUUUGCCGCACUCUGCCCCUCGUUCCAGAUCAUCGCUGCUCCCACCCACAGCACGCUGCCCACCGCACACACAUGUUUCAACCAGCUGUGCCUCCCGACGUACGACUCGUACGAAGAGGUGCACCGGAUGCUGCAGCUGGCCAUCAGUGAGGGCUGCGAGGGCUUCGGCAUGCUCUGACCAUCCUCUGACCCUCCGGGGCACCUGGCGCAUGUCACCAGUGUCAUCACCGUGGACCCCGGAGCCACGGAACCGCCCGCCGGAAGGCGCUGCAUGCUUCCCCGUGUCUGGAGAGUCUGGUCACCUACACGCUCUGUGCUUCCUCCCCUCCCUGUCCUCAUUAGCACGUAGGCCUCCUGCUCGGGGACAGGAAGGGGGCCGCACUGCCGUCGGUCCGUGUGGUUCUGAGAGGAGCUCAGCAGCGCGCUGCUGCAGGGGCCGGAGGAAGUCCCGAAGUGGAUGCCAUGCUCCUGGGAAGCUGCGGGCGUCCUCGCCUUGCUCGGCUCCUCAGCAGCCCCCUCUGGGGCCCUCGCCGAGCCACCCGAGGUACGCACGCCCUUCCCGAGGGCAGGGUCACCGCCUCCUCGCAUCUGGAGCCUCCACUCUGUCCCUCUGCACAGUGACAGGCCCAGGCCGUGGCACUGGACUCCCCGUAAUGGGGACUGAGGGUGCAGAAGCCAGUGCUUGUCUGGGCUGUGGGGUCAGCACUGAAAGAGGAGCUUUGUCUGCAAGUCACUGUAACCCCUAAAAUGAACACGAAACUUCCAGAGUCGGAGCCGGGAGAAGAGCAGCCGGGCUGCAAAUGGGACAGGGCCGUAGCCCCCAGUACUGAGCGGCAUUCCCCUCGGGAAUCUGACACUGAUGCGCGGCCCUGCACUACGUCUGUUACACGAGGAAUGGCUGGGCGCGACUGCUUUCCUCCGGGUUCUGUGGCCCGUGAAGAGCUGGGCGAUGUGCACGUGUCUGCUGAAGAGAUCUGGUAGCGAGGGACAGGGACAGUAGGAAGAGCAGGCCGCUGCGCCCUGGCUCUGCUCUGGCGGUUCUGAGGCCACGGCAAAGGGAUCAAGGAGCCCAUCCAGGUCCUCUGCUUGCCCUGUUCGUCCCCUUCGCUCCAUCAGUCGCCGGCAUCCAUUGUUCCGUGGUGGUUAGAGAGGACCUGCAGCCUUCUCCCGGAGCAGCCCGCAUCCUUACCCACCCCCGUGUGAUCGCCAGCGUUGUCAGAAGUCAGAAUCUCACGCGCUCCCAAAUCUGUUUGUCCGAAGGCUCUCCUGCAGGCGACCGUCCCCCAUGGCACUUCAACCCCGAGAAUACUACAAGCCAUCUUUAUUGCCAAAACCAGCAAGUCCAGAGAUGGGGCGGGACUUGCGGUGAUGCCUUGAUCUCCUUGAAGCUUGUCUGAGCCUCCCUGUUCCAGGGACCAGAGGAACAGGCCCCCCUGAGCUGCUCUAGUUCCUGCCUGACCUCCGACCGCGCACUUGUCAUUUGUCCCUCUCGGCGUGUGUGCUGACCUCACUGGUAGUGGUGACCCAGGGUCCAGCAGCCUUGCCGCACGGUCACUGCUCUCCUCAGGAACCAGGGCAAGGUGCUGCUGCUUGCCCCCAGGUGGGGCAGGCCAGCUUCCUCGCCCUGGGCAAUGCCCCUCGGGCACAGAGGGGGCUUUCAAGCAGGGGCACCGGGACUGGUUCUGCUGUCUUUGGGUUCUGCAUGUCCCCUCCGAAGCCUCCGGAGUCCCUGCUGGUGCCCGCGUUGACUUUCUUGGCUGGCUCUGUGGUUCCAGCCCUCACUUUCACGUUGGUCACAGUGGCCUGGGUGACACUGCGGCGUCCCGCAGUGGCCUACAGCCCCAGGCUUCACAAAACCUUUUGGUACUGUGGUCCUUUUCUAUUCUUCCCGUUUCUUUUCUCCUAGCUCUGUUCCCAAAGGAUCUUUGCUUUUUUUUUUUUUUUUGUCCUUUUUCUUCUCCCUCCUCAACCUGCUUCGGCACUAGCCGUUGAGGGGAAAGGUACAAGAUGUCAGUGAGAGAGAAAAGUGUCUUAUUUUGUUUGGGGCAAGUCUUGAUUCACAGUUCUUGACUUGGGGCUGUUGUUUCUGUCCCUCUGGCCAGGGAGGGCCAGCUCAUCUCUCACAGAGCAGGCACCCACUGCACAGGAGCCCGUGGCCUGUGUCUAGACCUGCAGAGGCUGGACAGCUGCACAAGAGUGUAAAUAUUUUGUACAGUUAAUAAAUGAACUUUGGAAGGAUGAUGGA